AUGCCCGACCCGGAGUGUCACAUACGAUUCGAUAACAAUCCUUAUGGCGUGUAUCUAGCCGGGCAAAUUCUCGCCGGUCAGGUGGAGCUCCGUCUAACGGAGGUACUGAACGUAGUAGGCGUGAGUCUACGCCUAGAUGGGCUCACCGAAAUCGAGUGGUCCGAAGAAAUCGAGUCGGCUGCCGGUCAGCCCGGUCGUAAAACGACCCGUUACUACGGCCAGCAGACUCUUCUUAACUCGACCAGCUUCCUAUGCGGUUCGUCCGUUGGGCCGGUGCGUGACCUGGCAAUCGGAACGCAUACGUAUCAUUUUUCCUGUGAGCUUCCAGCCCACCUACCAACCUCAUUCGAGGGAUACCACGCCCGCAUCCGCUACACGGCCAAGGUGUCCUUGCACAGGACGAAAGCACGCACCGAUCCAAUCGGUCAAACUAGCUUCACCGUGCUUCGGCAUCUGAAUCUGAACGAACACGCUGCCGUACUGGUGCUCCCAACAAAGAGUGAACUGACGAAGGUGUUCUGCUGCGGACCGUGCUCUUCCGAGCCACUAUACAUAUCGGCCCAAAUUCCCCGCUGCGGGUACAUACCGGGCCAAACGAUUGUGAUCAAGAUCGAUGCCGUAAAUCGGAGCCGUACAAGGGUGAUCGAGUUCCGCAUCAAGCUGAUCCAGAAGCUGUGUUACGCCAGCCAACAUCCGACGGUCGAGAACCGCUCAGACGCGCUGGUAGUUGCGGAAUCGCGUUGUUCAGGUGUUACCUCGGGUGAGGUGGUGAAGCAUCAGCAGAAUCUGCUCAUUCCGGCUCUGCCCCCUACCUACACUGAUGGAUCGCCCGUGUUUAGCAUCAACUACGAGCUGGAGGUCGAGGCACGUGUUACCGGACCCAACAUAAGUCCGAGGCUCGCCAUGCCCAUAACGAUCGGGACGAUAGCGCUGGAAGCAUCGAUGCCGAAGGAAAAACUAAAGCCAUUGACCAAACCAUCGUGGGAUCCAUUUAGUUCACAGCACACGGACAUAAUAGGUACACGGAUUCCGCUCACUAAUAUCGCUCGACGCUCACAGGCUGGUCUAGAGGACAUUCCGAAUGGUUCGAGCAACGUGCGACUUCACUACAUUGUACACCGGAAAAGCGAUGAGAUGUGCGAAGAGAACUGA
Anopheles nili is the source of this 1152-nucleotide messenger RNA. RefSeq names its product arrestin domain-containing protein 3-like. Gene Ontology annotation, biological process: protein transport. The coding region runs from base 1 to 1152 and encodes 383 amino acids. Gene Ontology annotation, cellular component: cytoplasm. The transcript is spliced from 3 exons. Lineage: Eukaryota; Metazoa; Arthropoda; Insecta; Diptera; Culicidae. The record is from RefSeq and is a predicted model, not a curated record.